ACACUUGUGCCCCGAUCUUCCGCGCGUCCCGGGCAAAUCAAGCCUAGGACACUCGGUGUGAGUGUGGCUGGCUGGGGGUGUCCCUGCGAGCCGUGGUUCCGAGCCAGCCGGGCUCUGGGCCGGACUGCUCAGCUGCGCCCUGGGCGCACGGGUGGCCGUGGCCGAGCGGGGCGCGGGGGGUGACGUUCCGCGCGACGAUGCGGAAGCCCGACGGGAAGAUCGUGCUGCUGGGGGACAUGAACGUGGGCAAGACGUCGCUGCUGCAGCGCUACAUGGAGCGGCGCUUCCCCGACACGGUCAGCACGGUGGGCGGCGCCUUCUACCUGAAGCCCUGGCGCUCCUUCAACCUGUCCAUCUGGGACACGGCAGGGCGUGAGCAGUUCCAUGGCCUGGGCUCCAUGUACUGCCGCGGGGCUGCUGCCGUCAUCCUCACCUACGACGUGAACCACCUGCAGAGUCUGCGGGAGCUGGAGGACAGGUUUUUGGGCCUGACGGACACAGCCAACAAAGACUGCCUGUUUGCCAUUGUGGGGAACAAAGUGGACCUCAGUGAGGAGCACGCCGCACAGAGCGGGGAGGCCUGCAGCUCUGUGUCCCCCAGGGCCCCCAAGCAGGUGCGCCCCGAGGAUGCCAUGGCGCUGUACAAGAAGAUCCUGAGGUACAAGAUGCUGGACGAGAGGGACGCGCCGGCCGCUGAGCAGAUGUGCUUCGAGACCAGUGCCAAAACCGGGUACAACGUGGAUGUCCUGUUCGAGUCUUUAUUUGACAUGGUCGUGCCCAUGAUCGCCCAGCAGAAGGCCGAGGGGCCCCCGCAGACUGUGGACAUCUCCAGCUGCAAGCCACCCAAACGGACCACAUCUGGGUGCUGUACCUGAUGGCGGGAGGUCUCCGUCUCCCUGAGCUCGCUCGGCACGCGUGGGAGCCAGCUGGGGCGAUUUUCUAGCACAAUGUAGACUGCAGUGGGUGGAAGCAACCGCCAGUGCCAAGUGCAAACUGGUGUGCACGCACUCCUCCGUGUCAGCAGGUGGGGUGUGAAUCCCUGCAGACACCCUGAGCACACACCCUGCCUCACCCGCUGCCCUCAGCUUCCUUGCCACGGAAGUGGCCCUUUGUUUUGCACGGUGGGACGCAUGCUCUGUGGACUUGCCUGAGACUGGCCUUGACCCCCACACUGCUGCUGUCCCCAGACGUCUCUUUACACUGUGACUUCUCUGUGGUCCUCCCAUUUAAUGGUAUAUACUUCAAUAUGUUUUCAAGAUGCUCUUCUGCAUUUAAUUUAUACAGAAUCAGAAAUGCCUUUUGAUAUCCGUUGAAGAAGUGUGGGCUACAUGUGUCAUUAAAAAGGAUUUUUAGAAAA
Messenger RNA from Jaculus jaculus (lesser Egyptian jerboa), 1357 nucleotides. It is a transcript of the gene Rab20, whose product is annotated as RAB20, member RAS oncogene family. Lineage: Eukaryota; Metazoa; Chordata; Mammalia; Rodentia; Dipodidae. Gene Ontology annotation, cellular component: endomembrane system. Gene Ontology annotation, biological process: intracellular protein transport. The coding region runs from base 198 to 875 and encodes 225 amino acids. Gene Ontology annotation, molecular function: GTP binding; GTPase activity. The record is from RefSeq and is a predicted model, not a curated record. The transcript is spliced from 2 exons.